AGAAAUAUAAAUAUUAAAUAUUUUAACAUUUUGUUUUUGCAUAUAUUUUAUUAAUCUAUAUGNUAAUUCAUAAAUUAAUACUAUAAUGUUGAACUUAUACAUAUUUUAAACUAUAUUAUACUAUAAUACUUAUUAUAGAAAAUUUAGAGCUACAACAUUAAUGGCUAAAAUUUUUUAUUAAUUCAGCAAAUAUUUAUCAUAAUAAAAACUUAUAAAAAAUAAUAUAGAUAAAAUCGAUUAUAAAAUAAUCCAAUAUAUGUUAAUAAUGUUAGUCCUUUUAUUUAAAAAUAUCAUUAAAACACACACCGCCAAGAUUAAAAGAAUAUUAAAAUUUUUUUAAUUACUUAAAUCUCAAAAAAUUAAGUUAUGAUUUUUUCUAUUAUUUCUCGAAAAUUUCAGUGAUAGUUAGACAUUACGUAAUUUAGUUGAAUUAAUCAGAAUUUAAAUAAUUCUACAUUCAUAUAGUGGUAAAAUAUGUAUCCAAUUGUUCAAUUAAAUAAU
This is a messenger RNA of Paramecium sonneborni, 501 nucleotides long. The record is from the annotation of a GenBank genome assembly. Lineage: Eukaryota; Ciliophora; Oligohymenophorea; Peniculida; Parameciidae.